AUGGAUCAAGCAGCCGGGAAGGCCAUUUUAACAUCAGAAAAUUUCCAUAAUGCGCACGAAGCAUCACGAGCCACCUCACCGGGUGGUGGGCCUACAGGGAUGAACGGGAAUGGCGAGCCCAAGGCACGAGUCCGUCCUCGCACCUAUCCUUAUUUCAAAUAUCUACCAUAUUCGCUCGAAGAUGAACCCGAGAGGGAACAGAGCUUACGGGAGAUCCUCACUCAGCUCUAUGUUGCUGUGGAGGCGGGUGAUUUCAGUCCCGGUGCCGUGCACUGGACUCGGGAGCUUAGAGGAUGGUUGUCGCUCAAGUUUGAUCCGUCCCGUACGGACCGCAUAAACCUCGUGAGGCUCUAUUAUGAGCUUUCUCUCGCACCGGGGAUCGAUCCCAAUGUUUCGGAGCGAUUUGCUAGCAUGUUUAUGCUCCUUACCAAACGCAAGCAUUAUUUGAGGCCCGUCAAAGACCUGAUUCUGGAUUGGAAACCUCUUUACAGGGAGCUAAAAGCUUUUGUGUUACCUACAGAGUCGGGAUUGGUGCAUUCUACGAAUCUAAAGAGGAAUGUAAAGACCCUGACGAAGCUCUGUGCGUUCGUCCAGCUGUACAUUGACCCGUGUGAGCUGCCAGCGAUGCUGGAAGAGUUUCUACCUCAUUAUACCACGUCCUUUUCGGAGGGUGCGUUUGUCGUAGUUGGGUUGAUAAACUUACUACUCCCGACGUCACCUCCGCCCGAGACCAGGGAAGACCUACUGCCACAUCAUUACUUACCAACCUACUUCCAUCUCUGGGCAUUAGUCAAUCGGUCAAAAACAUUUGAUACCACCUUCCUUGACUACCUUUCGAGGCUGGCUCGUGAUUCAUUGCCUGCUCAGCAUAUACCGUUCUCCGAGUUUGGUCUUUUCACGAAGGAACAGUCGUCCCUCAUCUUCACGGCUAUCCUAAGAUUAUUGGAGAUUCCCGUAGGACAAUCCACUUCUCCUUACAGUGCGCUGGUGGAUAUCUCGUCUGGACUAGGCAUCAUGCUUGACCGAGAUACCAGGAAGCAUCCAGUGGCGCAUCACAUUGCUCGCUGGGUCGUGAUGUCGCUCUCUCCCGCAUGCCUCGACGCCGAAGAAUCUAUUCUGACACAACUAGAGGGCCUUAUACAGGCAGUGGAAACUUUCUUCCAUCCAUCUAACUCUGGCAGUUGGACAAAAACGUUGUCACAGCUCGUCUACUACCUCGCCGACUUUUUCAUCAUGCGAUGGAAUCGAGAGCAAAGCGGCGAGAUGGAAGUCCCGGCGGAGCGAAGAUUGACGGAACCUCUGAAGCGUCGCUUUGUACUCUGUCUCCGUGAUGUCAUAUUCAUGGGUAUCUAUGCUAAAAGUGGUACGGCAAUGAGCUUCUCAUUGUCUACGCUACAAAGUUUGGCCUUCCUGGAGCCACAUCUCAUCCUUCCCGGUGCUUUGCAGCGUAUAUAUCCAUCCCUGCAAGGCUUAGUAGAAGUUCACCGCACAACGUCAUCGCUCCGCGCCCUUCAAGUUCUUUCACGAAUCAUUUCGAGGACGAAGGGCUAUCGUUGCCACAUGACAACUCUAUUGGGACUUGCGCUGCCCGGUGUCGAUGCCAAUGACCUUGAGAAAUCUCUGCAUGCUUUGUCAUUCAUCCAAUCUGCUUGCUAUAACAUACCCUUGGCCGACCUAACGCAAGGGAGGGAGGACGUAAACUGUAACAUGCUGGCGAUGCAAUGGAUCUCGGGUGAAAUGGAGCGUAUGGAGACAGAGGGCGUUGAGGUGCAACUCAACUAUGAUCGGGAUCUGGAUGACGAAACCGAAGAAAUGAUACUCCGUUCUUCAACCUGCGGCUUUGGUGACUUCAUCAUAUCGUUUCUCGGGCGAGUCUUCACUCUACUGGAGAAUCUACCAGACGUGAGCAGGGUACGCAAUGGCUCUCCCGAAGAGAACAUUGUGAAUACGCUGCCUGCCACAUUCAUGCCGCUUCUGUCGUCCCUUUCCCCAGAGUAUUACGAUAUUGCCUUGUCAAAGGUUGUAGACUUCGUGUCCAAUCACGUUAUUCAUCAAGCGCGUGAUGCGAUGGCCUUUAUCUGUAACUCGGUUUGCAAGGUCAACCCAGAAAAAGCUUUGAAGCGGUUUAUUCCGGUGCUGAUCCAGGCUAUCCGUACCGAGAUCGACGACAAUGGUGCAGGCUCAACCAGGACCACUGGAACGGAUGUCCUUCCCCGAGACCGCGGUUUGGUUUGGAAUGUCAGUAUGCUGAGCAUGUGCGUUGUUCAUGUCGGCGAUGCUGUGCUAGCACACAGGAAAGAGCUCUUCGACAUUGCGUUGUAUAUGCAACAGAAAUGUAGGGGCAUACCGACUGUUCAUAUCUCAAACUUUGUGCAUCACCUGCUCUUAAACCUCACGGGCACUUACACUGCGGACUACUCCUUGUAUGAGCCCGACGUCGCUGCUCGGGGUGUACAACCUGAGCUUUGGAGCUAUCAGCCAGAUCCCAAUAAUUUGACCGUAAAAUGGCAUGUGCCAAAACGUGAAGAACUCGAGUUUGCCGUCGAGUUAUUCAAGAGCCAGGCUGAGUCUGCCCUCAAGCAACUGACCGAUCUCACCCAUGAGACAUCCAGUGUCAAAAGAGAUGGGAGUGGUAAAGCGUGGUCGGAUGAGGUUUCUAGGAACUUGGUUCUACUACGACUUAUCAUUUCUGGUAUUUCUGUGCUAUUUGAUCCAAAGGCCGCGUCGCAGACGAAAACGAAUGGAGUAAAUGGAUCAUCCAAAUCAUCAACCGAUAUUGAUAUGGUAGAUGGUGAAGAUAGGAGCUCCCAGGCGGAAGACCCUGAUUCAUUACUUGACAGUUCGGAUGAAGCCACAGUUAGAGAAUCAUUUUCGUACCCUACCGGCUAUCCACUAAAAGAAACCGAUGCGAUGUACACUACCAUCCAUGACAUACGGGAGAGAGCAGGCUGGGUUCUUCAUGAAGUGCAUAGGUUUUUGUCGGACAAGCAAGAGGAUGAUGUGCCUUGCUUCAGCGCUCUGUACUCAGCUUAUCGGUCAUGGUUUGUGGACGUCGGCAUUGAAAGGUCUGCUCAUGUCCUUGACAGGGUAACGCGUCUCCUCGCUGCAGACAUUCAUCCCUACAAAAUGAGUGGCAUCCGCAAAGACUACCCUCGUCCGUUAUUGGUUCGCAGAGCCAAUGUCUACCACUUACAGCGCCUGAGGCACAAUGCAGCACCUCGACGGCGGUCUCAGCUAGACGAGAUCCUGCUCCUGGAUAUCGCAGAAUCUUGCGUCUCCCUCUACACUGAGACUCGGCGCAAUGCUCAAAGUGCAGGGGAGUCUGCUCUCAAAGCUGUGUGGGGGGCUCGCCUUCUUGUUAUCCCGCCUCUAAUUCAGGCUCUGCAGAAAGGCAUCAAAGAAAACGACCACGCCCGAAUCAAAGGUGCAUUGUUUUCUUUACUUCUGAGCAGCGUCGCGAAGACCGUAGGCCGCCAUUGGAAGUAUGCCCCCACCUUGGUAAGAACUUUCAUCGACGCAAGUGCAGUCGACAAACCUUCCGUACAAAAGAUCUGCUCGGGCGUGGUUUAUCAGAUCAUGGACUAUGGCCGCGCUAUGGAAAGGAUGGCCAUUCUUGACCGGAACAUCGUUGAGGCGAUCGCUCCGAAGAAGGAUGUUCAGGACGAGAUCCAGCAUAAGCGCAAGAAUAUCAACAGCAAGCGAGCCAUCAUUGAAAAGAAGAAAGCUGACCUGGCUGAAGAACUGGUAAAUCUGGCCAGAGUAUCGCAUUGGAAAGUCGCCAGCCGAGCAGCCACCAUCGUAAUCACCAUGGGUCUUAGAUUUGAUUACGUUGCAAGUGAGAAUCUAAUAGACCUUGUAACCCAAGGGUCUAUCGAUGACCAUCCGGGAUUGCGUGGCAUGUAUUCCCAAGCUCUCAUCGCCUUAUUCACCAUGGUUGAUGUUAGGGCUAUUUGCAACCAUGACUACAAGAAUUACAUCCUGGGCCAUCAACACUUCCCUUCUAAGAUUAAUGUGGCUACCAAGCGACACAACAAGGGUUGGACGGAGGAGUAUCUAUCGAGCUUUGCCAAACCAGAGGCUGAGUACUAUGUUGAUCAUGACUUCCCUGGAUGGCUUGUGUGGGCCGAGAGCAUGCCUGCGUACAAGUCAAACGUUGAGCGCGACAUCGAGUAUGACGAAACCGAGUGGAAAGUGCGGACUCACAUGGGAAAAUUGUUUGAUCGAGCAUGGUUCAACAAGUUUUUCAUGUACUUGAAACAAGAGCCACGGGACCCUACUGCUGACAAGUUCCGCAUGCCCUGCGCAAUGAUGCUUCUGUAUGCCUUCGAGUUAAUGCUCCGGGAUGGGCUGACCGCUGCGACAUUCAAGGACAUCCAAGAAGAAAUCGAGGCUGUUUUCGAAGACGGUAGUGAUAAGCACCAACACAGAGCUACUGCGGAGAUCCUGGGUGCUCUUAUAAGUUCUGUUGCCGAUACAAGUGUGGAGAAACGGACAUUGGUGUGGGAAUACGCCUUCCCGAUUGUGCGUAAGAUCUUUACUGAUGGACUCACUCCGGAAAACUCUGGCUACUGGACGACUUUCCUUCAUAUGAUCCUUCAAUGUCGUGACCCACGAAGAGCGUGGCCCUUGGUUGAUUGGCUUGCAAGCUUCCGACUAGAUAUGUCGACGAACGCUGCUUUCAAGGAAAGCUCCAAGAUCAAUCUGCUCCAUCAAACUAUCAUAGAUGCAGGGUGGCAUUUCCAACUCGAAAAGCCUAUCGUUCAAGACUUCCUGUCACACCUUGAUCAUCCAUACAAGGGCGUCCGCGAGGCGAUGGGCCAGACAAUUGCGACGAUCUAUCGCACACGAUAUCAUGAAUCAUACGCCGAUGUUAAGACUCUCCUUGCAGCGCAGGAAGCAGCGUCAUCGGUGGGUACAUAUCCAUAUCAGCCUACCGAAGAAUUCACCAAGAUGAUACAUGAUAUCUUCGGUGACAUUGAGAAGUGGCGGCAUGAGAGGAUCCCAGGUCAGCAGACGCCAUCAUCUUAUACUUCAGGGUGCAAAACAGUGCUUCUGUGGCUGGACUCCACUCUUUCGUCGUAUGAGUGCACGCAGUUGGUUCCCUUCUUCCCAGACGUGUUCACGGGACAACUGCUACACAUGAUGGACGUAAAGGAAGAUCCAGAGCUCCAAUCAUUGGCCUAUCAUGUCUUCCGACAUUUACCCAAUAUCCCAUACCCCGCUGAGCAGAACUCUGGGUUCAUCCAGUCCCUCAUUCACAUCGGACAGACGUCACCUUCAUGGCAUCAGCGUCUACGAGUUAUGAUCAACAUUCAGAUCAUUUACUUCCGCCGUCUAUUCCUGCUUUCUGUCGCUGAUAGAGACAAGCUUUUUGAGUGCGUGGCGAACAUGCUAGAAGACCCUCAGCACGAAGUGAGGGCUGGAGCAUCAGCCACCUUGUCUGGCAUGAUCCGUUGCUCACCCGUGUUCCUGCGCGAAGAGAUGGUUAGCCGGUUCAGGCAGCGAUUUUCGAAAAUCCUGAUCGACAACCCUCUUCCAAAACGCCCCAAAAUCCUUCGGUCUGGCUUGUCAACCCCUGUUUCAUCUGGGGCUGGAACCCCAACACCCGAGCAUGCUCGACUCAUAAUCACGAGACACGGUGCAGUUUUAGGUCUCGGUGCACUCAUCCAAGCAUUCCCGUACAAUAGCCCGCCGCCCACGUGGAUGCCUGAAGCCCUGGCUACAUUGAGCGUUCGGGCUGCAAACGACCCAGGCGUUGUGGGCUCGAGUGUGAAGUCUAUUAUUAGCGAGUUCAAAAAGACAAGACAAGAUACUUGGCAUAUUGAUGCGAAGGCAUUCACUCCAGAUCAGCUCGAAGACCUCUCUGGUGUGCUUUGGAAGAGUUACUUCGCUUAG
This is a messenger RNA of Aspergillus oryzae RIB40, 5895 nucleotides long. RefSeq names its product proteasome activator BLM10. Gene Ontology annotation, molecular function: peptidase activator activity; proteasome binding. The record is from RefSeq and is a predicted model, not a curated record. Gene Ontology annotation, biological process: proteasomal ubiquitin-independent protein catabolic process. Gene Ontology annotation, cellular component: cytosol; nucleus. Lineage: Eukaryota; Fungi; Ascomycota; Eurotiomycetes; Eurotiales; Aspergillaceae. The transcript has 3 exons. Bases 1 to 5895 code for a protein of 1964 amino acids.